UAGGUUGACGUCGACAUGAGUGAGAAUGAUAACUUACGUAACGCUCUGUUUCUCACCUUUUUCAAACCAAAAAAAAAAAAAAAAAAGUAGAAGAAGAAAGCUAGAACUGAACUUAAAAAGCUAAGUAAGCCACUCUACUCUCUCUUACUACUUGAGAAUAUCUAGAAACAAUGGAGUCCGGGUCGGGCUUGGAUCCGAGUAAGAGCAAAGGAAGCGGCAGUGGCGAGGGGAAGUUCGGUGCUUUCUUGAAGAGAGUAGAACCCUUCUUACCGAGAAAGGAGCUGAACCCGGUAGAGCUAAGAUCUUGGGCCAAGAAAACCGGUUUUGUCUCCGACUACUCCGGCGAAACCAGCACCAAGCUCGGUGAGACUGAGAGCUCUGCUUUUGAUUUGCCAAAAGGCAGAGAUCAUCAGACAGAUCGAGCGUCGUCUCGUCAAACCGAUCUCGACCCGAUACUGGGCCGAAGCAGACGAUCCGAUAUCGGAUCUGAUCCCGAGUCUAAACCGGGUUCUAUAGAGGAAGAGAGAGGAUCAAACCGGAACGAGGCGGCUGAGACACCGUUGGAGAAUGAAGGCGGGAAGAUCAGUAGAGAUUUGGAGAAUGGGUGUUACUAUCCAGGAGGUGGAGAAGGAGAAGGUGGAGGUUGGCCUAAGCCCAUUGUAAUGAAGUAUGGUCUCAGAGACGAUCCUCCUAGCUACGGUCCACUUAUCUAUUACGGUUUGCAACACUAUCUCUCACUUGCUGGCUCACUCAUCUUUAUACCUCUUGUCAUUGUACCAGCCAUGGAUGGUUCCGAUAAAGAUACAGCCGCAGUGAUUUCAACAAUGCUGCUUGUUACUGGAAUCACAACCAUACUUCACUGUUAUUUCGGCACUCGGCUUCCUUUAGUGCAAGGAAGCUCCUUUGUUUACUUGGCCCCGGCUUUGGUUGUCAUCAACUCAGAGGAGUUUAGGAACCUCACUGAGCAUAAAUUUCGGGAGAUAAUGAGAGAGCUACAAGGAGCUAUAAUCGUCGGUUCAUUGUUCCAGUGCAUUUUGGGAUCCACUGGUCUCAUGUCUCUCCUCCUUAGAUUUAUUAAUCCUGUUGUAGUAGCACCAACAGUAGCUGCAGUGGGAUUAGCAUUCUUUAGCUAUGGAUUUCCACAGGCCGGGACUUGUGUUGAGAUCAGCAUUCCUGUAAUAGUUAUGCUUCUCAUUUGCACAUUGUAUCUUCGUGGAGUUUCAAUCUUUGGUCAUCGCAUAUUCCGAAUUUAUGCGGUGCCGCUUAGUGCUCUGAUCGUCUGGACAUACGCAUUGUUUUUAACUGUUGGCGGUGCAUAUGACUAUAAAGGCUGCAACGCCGACAUACCAAGCUCUAACAUAUUAAUAAACGAAUGCAAGAAACACGCGUAUACCAUGAAGCAUUGCAGAACAGAUGCUUCCAACGCUUGGACAACUUCUCCUUGGCUCAGAAUCCCUUAUCCAUUUCAAUGGGGGUUUCCGUAUUUUCACAUGAGAACUUGUAUCGUUAUGAUCUUUGUGUCUUUAGUUGCAUCAGUGGAUUCAGUUGGAACAUAUCAUGCCACGUCCAUGUUAGUGAAUGCUAAGCGACCUACACGUGGUGUUGUGAGUAGAGGUGUUGCUUUAGAAGGCUUUUGCAGUUUAUUAGCUGGCAUAUGGGGUUCUGGUACCGGUUCAACCACGUUAACCGAAAAUAUCCAUACAAUCAAUAUCACCAAGGUGGCUAACCGAAGAGCUUUGGCAAUAGGAGCUUUAUUUUUAAUAUUUUUAUCAUUUGUGGGGAAAUUAGGUGCAAUUCUUGCUUCAAUACCACAGGCUUUGGCUGCUUCAGUGUUAUGCUUUAUAUGGGCACUUACAGUGGCUCUAGGUUUAUCGAAUCUCCGGUACACUCAAACAGCGAGUUUUAGGAACAUAACCAUAGUUGGGGUCUCACUGUUUCUUGGACUAUCCAUCCCUGCUUAUUUCCAGCAGUAUCAACCAUUAUCUACUCUGAUACUACCGAGCUAUUACUUGUCCUUUGGUGCCGCUUCAAGUGGACCAUUCCAAACGGGCAUCAUCCAAUUGGAUUUUGCGAUGAACGCUGUAAUGUCUUUGAAUAUGGUUGUAACGUUUCUACUGGCGUUCGUGUUGGACAACACUGUACCGGGUAGUAAGGAAGAGAGGGGAGUCUAUGUGUGGUCACGAGCUGAGGAUAUGGAGAUGGACCCUGCUAUGCAAGCUGAUUACUCGUUGCCAAGAAGAGUUUCUCAGUUUUUUGGUUGCAGAUGUUGCGACUAGAUGUUUUAAGAUCCAGUUUCCAUUUUUUUUUCCAAUACCUUAUAGAGAGACCCUCAUGUUCUUACUUAAUAUAUAGAAGAAAAGGUUCUGAUGAAAAAAAUAACACAAUACACAAGAAUAAUGAAUUUUCCUCAAAA
Molecule: messenger RNA, 2413 nt
Organism: Brassica oleracea var. oleracea
Lineage: Eukaryota; Viridiplantae; Streptophyta; Magnoliopsida; Brassicales; Brassicaceae
Product: nucleobase-ascorbate transporter 11
Exons: 10
Coding region: 171-2276 (701 amino acids)
Biological process (GO): transmembrane transport
Cellular component (GO): plasma membrane
Molecular function (GO): transmembrane transporter activity
Source: RefSeq, a predicted model, not a curated record